Messenger RNA from Rotaria sp. Silwood2, 348 nucleotides. The record is from the annotation of a GenBank genome assembly. Lineage: Eukaryota; Metazoa; Rotifera; Eurotatoria; Philodinida; Philodinidae.
AUGCAAGUGCUUCAUUCUUUAAUGGGUGUUAAUAUGCGACUCAGCAAAAUUAUACGUGAUCCAAUUUUUACUGGUCGUUUAACAUUUGUGAAAUGGUCAUUUAAUAAAUUUAUUGAUCCUCUAUCUGAUACAAUUGUUGAUCGAUUUUGUCGACAAAUAUUGCCUCAAAUUCAUCAUAAUGUCAAAUGGCUUGACGUUGAACCAUUAUCUAUGGGACCUAUUUUCCUUGCUGGCAAAUAUCCAAAUUUAUAUGGACUUGGUAUUUACAAUAUUAGAGAAGGGAUAAUUCAGCGUCUCUGUCAUGGUAAGAAAUUCAACUUUAGUUGUUUCUAUCUCAUUGAAACGUGA